Melozone crissalis (California towhee) is the source of this 3885-nucleotide messenger RNA. Its product is annotated as Kv channel-interacting protein 1. Bases 769 to 1335 code for a protein of 188 amino acids. Gene Ontology annotation, cellular component: voltage-gated potassium channel complex. The record is from RefSeq and is a predicted model, not a curated record. The transcript is spliced from 9 exons. Gene Ontology annotation, molecular function: transmembrane transporter binding; calcium ion binding; potassium channel regulator activity. Lineage: Eukaryota; Metazoa; Chordata; Aves; Passeriformes; Passerellidae. Gene Ontology annotation, biological process: regulation of potassium ion transmembrane transport.
AGCACACAGCCCGUGCAGCUGGGGCUUUGAUGCCUUCCUCACUAUUGCUUCCCACUCAGAAGAUUUCUAUUCAUUCCGAGCUGAUAUCCAGCCCAAAGCCCCAGCUUCCCCCGAGACCCUCAGCGUGUCUACAGGACUCCAGUUUAGUAUUCACUGGAAGAGCUGCGCUCCUGUGCUAGACCUACAGGCUGCUGGUUGAAGCCAUAAGGGAACGGGAGGAAGAAUUAGCCUGUGUGUUUAUGUGGCUGUGCUCCAGUAAAUAUUUUGAUGCAUCUGCUGCCAGCUCUGGUCUGAGGGAAUCUACCUAGCAUUUAAAUUUUGAUGGGGAGCUGUUUUGAAUAAUAACAGUGCAGCUGGCUGUGAGUCAGUGCAUGUGUGUUGACUUAAAAAAAACCCUCAAAGCUUAACGCUUGCUGAAUGCCGAGCUGCAGUGCUUUGCUUUUUCCCUCCUCCUUCCUUCUUUUCUUUCUUGUCUGGUCUUUCUCUGUUUUGUUUUGUUCUUGGGGGCAUUUCACAUAGAUUUUGUUCACUGUCAGUGGAGGGGUGGGGUAAUAGGAAUAAAAAAAAAAUCCUAGCCAAAAUAAAUUCUCAAAAACUCACGAGUAGCUUUUGCAAUGGGUGCUGUCAUGGGUACAUUCUCUUCUCUACAAACGAAACAAAGAAGACCAUCAAAAGGUCCCGUGGAAGCCGGAGGAGUUUGGUGUGCAGCUGCUUUUCCAAAGUGUCUGGCAAGUGCUUCUAGAGGAUAAAAUUGAAGAUGAAUUAGAAAUGACGACAGUGUGCCAUAGACCCGAGGGACUGGAACAGCUUGAAGCACAAACCAAUUUCACUAAAAGAGAACUUCAAGUUCUUUACAGAGGAUUUAAAAAUGAAUGUCCCAGUGGGGUUGUUAAUGAAGAAACAUUUAAACAGAUCUAUGCACAAUUUUUUCCUCAUGGAGAUGCCAGCAUGUAUGCACAUUACCUCUUCAAUGCCUUCGACACUGCACAGAAUGGCUCCGUGAAGUUUGAGGAUUUUGUGAUGGCACUGUCCAUUCUGCUACGGGGAACUGUUCAUGAAAAGCUGAGAUGGACAUUUAAUCUGUAUGACAUAAAUAAGGAUGGCUAUAUAAACAAGGAGGAAAUGAUGGAUAUCGUAAAGGCGAUUUAUGAUAUGAUGGGAAAAUACACGUAUCCAGUGCUCAAGGAAGAUGCACCAAGGCAGCAUGUAGAAGUGUUUUUCCAGAAAAUGGAUAAAAACAAAGAUGGAGUUGUAACUCUAGAUGAGUUUAUUGAAUCAUGUCAGGAGGACGACAAUAUCAUGCGAUCCUUACAGCUCUUUGAGAACGUCAUGUAACCAGAAGAGCACUGGAGGAGUCUGAGACUUCUGUGUAACAAAGAUCUUCUUUCUGGGUGAAAGAUUUUCCAAUUGAGCCAUGUCCAGUGUGUGAGGAUUUUGUACGAUAUGUCCAACCAAAUGGCAACUGAAUGCAGCCGAUGCCACCACUUCUCCCCGGAAGAUGCUGGUGGACUUUUCUUUCAUUCUGGAAGCAUGUGAAUACUUUAUUAAAUCCCGACAAGAGAGAACUGCUGCUCGAAGUUCAAUGAGUAAUACAGAGCAUUGUUUGCUAGGCACAAAUCCUGCUUUUAAUCUAGCAAGCUUAAUUCCCUAUAAUAGCACAUGUUGAUAGCUAUUCAGCCAUCAAUUGCAAGUGACAGCUCAGUCCAUACCUCUGUUUGGCAUAAUGUUCUGUGGAUGCCUUUGCUGUUAAUCUGCUUUGACAAAACCCCAGUCUGCCAGGGCAGUCUGUGAAAAAAUGAACAGUCAAUGUACCUGGGACAUUAAACAGACAGCCCAUGUAGCCAGUAUCCCCAUUCCUGCAGAGAUCCUGCUUGUCUUCUCACAUGCACUGGUGCCACUAUGCUGAGGUUAGUGGAGUUCUUCCUGAACAUAUUAAUCAGCUGAUCUUCAUGCCAGGGUGAGUCAGAAAGGAGCAGAACAUGUUGCACAUAUUAAUAUAAAAGUACAGACCAAAUCCUGUUCAGGAGUGGUAGGUUUCCAAGAGACCAGGCAGGUGUGUAAGGGCUGGUGCAGAAAGAUGAACACGAGCUCUGGUCCCAGCUGCCUGCUGAGCCCCAGGGACACGGGGUGAUGCUCCACAGAGCAUCUCAGCAGCAGCAGGGCCGUGUGCUCUGGUCCUUUUGCUGUGGUUUGGCACACACUCCUAGGUUCAUCACUGGAUGUUACAGUCGGGUCUUACCCCCCCCUUAUGGAUUUAUUUAAGCUUUCUUGUUUGACUUAGUGAAGAACUAAGAUGCAGCUGUGUUCCAGCAUACAGACCGUGGUACCCACAAAGUGCCCAGCACAUUUGAUUCCUGAAUUGGUAUUAGCCUCAGAAUCAGCUCCCAGGGCCCAUAUUUUUUCCUACAAGGCAGUAGUAUGCCUUGUAUAAGCCCCAUUUCUUUGCUAAUGCCAAGUAGAGUAUUGGUGUAGGGGUUUGAUUUUUUAAUUAAUAAAACAGAAAAGUUCAUGUAGCGAAUUUACACCAAGAUUGGAUGACUGGUCAGCUGGGGAAUGUCAGAGUCUUCUGUGAAGAAGCCUUUUAGGAAAGCUGACCCACCAGAGUACCACUGUCAUCUCCAGGCAGACAGUGGCUGAGAAGCAAAGGGAAGAAGGGAACAGCUAAAUCUUCCAGCUGCUCAAACCCCACAGAUGGGACAGUCCCUGCAGUAGUGCUGCAUCAUUCCCAUCCAGUAAGCAUCUAUUUUUAUUGUAUCACACACUGUAUUACAGACAAAUGUUAGCACUGAAGAUAUAUUUUAAAAAUUAUGUAAGUGGAACGUUUUUAUAAUACAGAAUAUACAGAAUGCCUCAGUUCUGUAGCCCUAAUUUUAUAAAAGUUUCAUGUAUUGAAUUAUUCCUGAUUACAGAAGUAGAUCUGAUCAGUCCUAGUAUAAUGAUAAUGCCAAUUCCCCAAGACGAGGCAUCUUCCCCUUUUACUGUGCUCCUCCAUACACUUCUGUGUGGUCUUAACUUUAUUUCUCUAAGUUGUUCCCUUGCCAUCAAAAGUGGUGUUCAAGUAAAGUUACAUGUCUGCAGGAAUGACACCUUAGUCUGUCUUGUUUCGUACAAAUACUGCCUUUCAUACCAACACCAUCAAUGAAUUCCUCCCAGCAGUGAUGCAGCAGCUCUGGUGAGGGGCUGGGAUUUGCAGGAGGGAUGCCCUGCUGUGGGAGCACCUUUCCUCCAGUCGUUGGGUCAUGUAGGCUUUAUUUAACAGGCACUUUGUAAAGACAUCAGUUGUAGCUGAAAUAAUACACAGUUUACACCAUUCCUUCUUGAUUCUUCUUGCAAUCACUUCAGCAAAUGACAGAAUUUAAUAUAAUUACAGGUUUUCCCUCCCACCAUAACCGCUUAAUCUAUUAUUCCAAGGAGUUCACUUCAGCAAAGGGAGAAGUGGUCAGAGCAGUGGAAAUUAAGGAUUUUAAUCUGGCUAGCACCGUGCCUUUUUCCUCUAAUAGUCUUGCUUCAAGGGUGCUUAUGAGAUGGCACAUACAGACAGAAGUGUUUGGAAUGUGCCCUUUUCAAAAGAAAAUGUUAUUAGUUGCAUGAUGCCACAGUCCCUGAAGCUAAAUUAAUUUCUGGAGUUACUGUGAUGAAUUUGGCCUCAUCUGUGUUUCCUGGCCUGCUGGCAGCAGUUGUGUGGGGGCUGCCUUUGUCACCAGGGCUGUCGCUGUUUUCUCUGGGGUGUGGCUCCAGCUCAGCAGCAAACAGCUGCUGUCACUGUCAGUGUGUGCUGGCCUGCAUUGCUGAUCAGGGUGCCAGUACUGACCCUGCACUUCUGCCAUCUCUUUGCUGCUCCACUGUGCCUGCUUUUCACUGCCAGCAACCAUGAGGGGCCAUCAG